AUGGAUGGUUUAAUUCACGCGGCAUUGGAAGCAGAGGUAAUACUUAAUCGAGCCAAACAUGUGAAUUCAAGCCUAUCGCAUUGUGACACUGGUGUCUCAGAUCAUAAAAUGACUUGGACCCAUGAAAAAAUGCAUUUAGCAGAAUCUGUUGAUGAUACAAGGAUAAAAUUUCAAAGGAGUGCAGCUACUUCUGGAAUUAAAAGUGAAAAGUUUGACUUGUUUAAAAAGUUACAUGAAUUAUACAAUGAUUUGAAUCGAGAUGAAUUGUCGCAAGCUAGCUAUCAAGGGCUUAAGACAACAUCAUACUUGUUGGAGAAGCUUCUAGCUACAUAUAACUUGAACACAUUAAUAAUCAAUUUGUAUCCAGGAAAUAAAGGGUACUCUCUAUCUCUUAAAGUUAAUGGCAAUACCCAACAUUUACAGCCACCUGAUGGAAAUACCUCAACAAAUCAAGAUGAGACCUUAAUAGAAACUCCUAGAUGGCCUUAUGAGGAAGAAGAACUCCUAAGCUAUAUAGAUAAUGAAGAGCUCCCAGUGGUGCUCUUAGACUUGUUAGAGUCGGAACAUUCAUGUUUAUUUUAUUCAGGAUGUAUAAUAGUACAAGUCAGGGACUAUAGACAAGCUUACCCAAGUUUUAUGUGCGACACUCAUCAUGUUCUUCUGAGGCCUACAAACCAGAGUAUAAUAACAGAUGCCAUGUGCAUUGGUAGUAAAUGUGGGUUAGUGGGUGAAGAGAGAAGUGCAAUAGAAGCUGUUGAAGCAGCUUUGGUACAUGCAUCUGCUCCUCCUCUAUGUCUCGAACCAAGACCGGCAGUGGGUUUAUUGGCUGCAAAAUUACAUGCUGCUCCCAGACUGUUUAAUACUCCGAGAAUAAGGCGACAAGCAAAACGAUUUUCCCAGGUGGCUGUAAAUAGAAAAAGAAAAUUGGAUCAAUUCACACAUUAUCAUGGUCUGGAACUUCUAGAAUUAAUACACAGGCAAAGAGCGAAGAAUAGUAGACAAUCUGUACCCCACACAAGGCUUACAUCCAAAUAUCCUAAGAAACCACCAGAGGUAUUCAAGCCUAUAGAGCCACCAAAAAUGGACCCCUUACCAUUAGCACUACCGUCCGAGCCAAGUGGACCUUUACGAUUAGCGAGGGCCUAUGAACGUCCGCGACCUACACCAGACUGUCAACCUCAGUUAGUUGAAGAGUACAUUCUUGAAACAGAAAAGACCUCACCCCAUGCUGGAGCAGGAUUCUUCCAUAUAAAACUGAGUAUAUUGCAAAGGCCAUCUGAUCAAGAAUUCCUUGGUGAAUUGUAUGUAGAUAGAGACCAUGUAGAGGGAGAACGGAAUGGAGCAGCAUGUCGGUUUAGUUUAGGGUCCCGCUUACAAGCAAACAAGUACAUACAACAGUUUACAGAGAUAUUCACAGAAGAAGGACGGAAGUCGGUUCGAAUAAAGCACAUAGUUCCUGGUCAACUGCCAAGAGUCUCAUUUACUGGGGGAAUGAGAGAAAUUCAACAAGGGCAACAACAACUUUUGCUACAACAGCGGCAGUCGGCAGCAGCCAAUAGCGCCACUGUCCAAACGCAUGCAACUACUGUCCCUGUUGUGACGUCAGCUAUAGCUACUCCAACAGUGCAUCCAAAUACAAGACAGCUGCCAAUAUUGCAGGCACAACUGCAACAAGUUGCCACAGUGGGAAGUGUUGGUGGUGUUACCGCAGUCGGUACGGUCGUGGGAACGGUAGGAAACGUCGGCAAUGUUGCUACAGUCGUCGGUACCGUAGGUAAUGUUACUACGGUACCUGCGGUGGCCAGCAUACCGGCAGUGGCCGGAGUAGCAGUUGAGACGGCCCUCAAACAACAGCCUUCUCCAACUCCAAGAUUGUCGCCACAAGUACAUGAUAUCCAUUCGACGCAGGCGUCCACAAACCAGUUACUAGCUCAGCAACUAACAAAUCCUCCGCAACCACUCAACCCACAGAAGAUGCAAUCUGCUAUAAUCCAUAUACAACAUCCAUUGAUGUCUUCAGCCGGCACUUCACAGGUUCAAACUAUACAGUACACAAGUGCAACAACGGCGCAGCAAAAGGCAACCGUAACGAAGCCAAGAUCGACGAAUCCGGCCAUCAAUGCCCUUGUAACUAGUCUCAUGAAUUCUGCACAGCAGUUUCAGCAAGCUGCAAGUCAAAACGCUGCAAAGUCAGUAGCGAGUACAGCAAGCAGCAACGCGACGAUAUUGAACCUGCUGAACAGUGCACCAGCCGCCAUGACGCACGUGACGUCAUCAGCUGAUAACUCCCUAGAGCAUAAGCUUCUCACAAGAACAGUGUCUAUUGCUGGUGGAAGACUGAUUGCUGCUACAACAGCGACUCAUACGCUACCAACGUACACCCAGCAGGUAAUGACAGGGUUCACACGCGACAAUGACUCGACAAAUGUAUCGAGCAGUGAAAGUGCGCUAUUGGAGAGGCUGAUGGGCGAUGACAGCACCACCACCCAAACCCAGCACCAGGCGCAACCACAACCUCCCCCACAGCCGCAACCGCAGACUGCGCAACCAGUUUGUCAUUUACAGGGUGUGAGUCUCGCGUCCCUCCAAACGCUACAAAGCCUGCCCGGCCUAGCUGGUCUACAGGGUGUUCAGAAUGUGCAAGUGCAGAUACCGGGUCUGGCAGCACCGAUCUCCUUGUCACUGAACGUGUCUGGUGCGCCCAGCGGUUUGCUCGUAUCGGUACCGCCCACUACGUCCGUUGUACUUGCUAAUCAGCCCUCGGUGUUAAGUUUGCCCAUUGCACAGCUAAUGUCAGCUGGUGUGAAAGCGGGUGUCAGAGGGGGGACGGUUCAAGUCGUUCGUGGCGCAAGACCAGCUCGACUUGCGCGACCGGCCACUAGGCCCACCUUACAAGCUGCCGGUACCGCUCAGUUCAUCACCCAGCCGCAAACGCAAACGUUGAAUGUGCAUCAGGUGAGGCGGAAAUCGAACCCGGACAGUUCAUAG
Leptosia nina is the source of this 2988-nucleotide messenger RNA. The record is from the annotation of a GenBank genome assembly. NCBI's taxonomy places the organism in Eukaryota, Metazoa, Arthropoda, Insecta, Lepidoptera, Pieridae.